UGACAGGUGCGCGCGCGAACGAGCUAGCGAGCCUCCAUCUUGGGCUUCCGACAGCAUCCAAAAUAUAUCCAGCACCCCAAACAUCAACAAACAGCAACACAGAUGUAACGCAGGCAAGAUGUCGCAUGGACGCGAGGAUGUGACUCUCCUGUAAAGACCGCAGUUUGCCAAAGAAGGACGCUUUAAAGCCCCCCGGGGAAGGAGGAUGGAAAGGAGCGGCAGCUGCUGGUCGGGAAGGCGCCGUUAACGACGAUUAGCCCCAGCUAGCUUUCGCCGGUCGGUCCGGAGGGGAGUUUUUCGACCACCGUCUGACAGGCUCCACUCGACACACAGGAUGGGGGUCAAGAAGAAACUGGUGCUCUUCCUCCUGGUUCUUUGCAUUUGUCUCCAGGGAGCGUCUGCCAAAGAGAAGGGAACCAAGAAGGGGAAGAAAAAAGGGAAGCAAGUUUACUGCCCAUCGCAACUGUCAUCCGAGGAUUUGGCCCGCGUCCCUGCCAAUUCCACCAGUAACAUCUUGAACAGGUUACUCAUCAGCUACGAUCCCAGAAUACGGCCCAACUUCAAAGGAAUACCAGUAGAAGACCGAGUGAACAUUUUUAUCAACAGCUUUGGCUCCAUCCAGGAGACGACCAUGGACUACCGAGUCAACAUCUUCUUGCGGCAGCGCUGGAACGACCCACGGCUCAAAUUGCCGCAGGACUUCAAGUCCGACUCACUUACCGUGGACCCCAAGAUGUUCAAAUGCCUGUGGAAGCCCGAUCUGUUCUUCGCCAAUGAAAAGAGCGCUAACUUCCAUGACGUCACGCAAGAGAACAUUCUCCUCUUCAUCUUCCGCAACGGGGAUGUACUUAUCAGUAUGAGGUUGUCCGUCACGCUUUCUUGUCCACUGGACCUGACGUUGUUCCCCAUGGACACCCAGAGGUGCAAAAUGCAACUGGAAAGCUUUGGCUACACCACAGAUGACCUUCAGUUCAUGUGGCAAACAGGCGACCCUGUACAGAUGGAUGCCAUUGCCCUGCCUCAGUUUGACAUCCGACAGGAAGACAUCGACUAUGGCAACUGCACCAAGUUCUAUUCAGGAACAGGCUACUACACGUGCGUGGAGGUCAUAUUCACCCUACGGCGACAGGUGGGCUUCUACAUGAUGGGUGUGUACGCGCCCACGCUGCUCAUCGUGGUACUCUCCUGGCUGUCCUUCUGGAUCAACCCCGACGCCAGUGCUGCCAGAGUGCCGUUGGGCAUCCUGUCCGUGCUGUCUUUGUCUUCGGAGUGCACAUCUCUGGCUUCCGAGCUUCCCAAGGUGUCAUACGUCAAAGCCAUAGACAUCUGGCUCAUCGCCUGCCUGCUGUUCGGCUUCGCCUCCCUGGUUGAGUACGCCGUGGUGCAGGUCAUGCUCAACAGCCCCAAGCGCAUCGAGGCCGAGAAGGCUAAGAUCGCGUCUAAGGAGAAGGCGGCGGGCAAGAGCGCCGCCAACGCCGCUACCAGAAACAACACCGUCAACGGCACCGGGGGGACGCCGCUCCAUGUCAGCACAUUGCAUGUGGCGGAGACGCGCUGCAAGAAAGUGUGCACCUCCAAGUCGGACCUGCGCACCAACGACUUCAGCAUCGUGGGUUCGCUCCCGCGGGACUUUGAGCUGUCGAACUUUGACUGCUACGGCAAACCAAUCGACACGGCCGGCGGUGGCAAAUCGCAGACCAAGAACAACAAGAAGCCGCCGCCCCCCAAGCCAGUCAUCCCGUCGGCCGCCAAGCGCGUGGACCUAUACGCCCGGGCCCUCUUCCCGUUCUCUUUCCUCUUCUUCAACGUCAUCUACUGGUCCUGUUACUUGUGAUCGCUGACGCCCCAGCCCCACCAAUCUCUCGCCCACCCAAAAAUUGGUGCUUCCUCCCAUCAAAAGCGUGUUAAUCCCACUCGUUCAAAACUAAAACUGUAUAAUCUAUUUAUCUAAUGUAAAUGUAAUUAUCAUCCCUGCUGGUGAUUUAUUCAACAGCUUUGUCAAAUGCACACUUCUACAAAAAGAGCUACUAUCAGGGGUGGGCAAGGUAUAACCCAGGGCCCAUAUACGGGGCCGCUCACUUAUUUAAAUUAGACGACUGGGUAUUUACAGUGCAUUGGGAAAGUAUUUAACUUACUUCACAUUUACAGUCUUUUACUGUCUAAAAUGGAAUUUGUUUUUUUCCUCAAUUCAACAUACUACAUCAAAUAAGGAACAAUUUUAAUGUUUUUUGAAACUGUAUUAAAAGUGAUUCAAUAGCAAACCAAAAAUAUAUUUUACGCUUUAAUAUUUGUAUUAAAACAUAUUUACCUGGUUUUAAUUAGUCGUUCAAUAAUUGGAUAAUAUUGUAAAUAAUGAUAGAAAUACUUGCAAUGUUAAAUAUAUAAAUUAUAGUUUGAAUUAUUUAUUUGUUCAAAGAAUUAGCCAAUUACAUUAAAUUACAAAUAAUUACUGGUAGACUUUUAUUUUGAAAUACAGUGAUCCCUCGCUACUUCCCGCUUCAGACUUCGCGCCCUUAGUCCAUCGCGAAUUUUUUUCAAUUAAAAAAAUAAUCAACUACAGAUGAGCUCUACCCCGAUUUGAUCACACAGCCCCUCUCUCCCUCCUGCUGCGUUUCUUGGUCUGGCAGUGCACUGGAGUUGCUGAUUAAAGUUAACGAUGAUUGACAGAUGUUAAGGUUUGAUCUUGCCAGAGACGCUUGGAAGCCGAAGCUUCAAAGCGCUGAAUGCGUCAAUCAUCGUUUAACUUGUAAAACACUAGCUGUGGCAACUCAUUGUGUGUAAGUGAGCGGAUUUGAGUGGACUCACUCCAUGAAGCAUUUAGUAAAGACAAGCAUUUUUCUACUUUAUUCUUUUUUAAAAAUAAUUCGGUGAGACAGUAUAUUUGAAGUGCUUAAAAACCAUUUAUUAAAAUAUUUAUACAUAAAAAGUUUUGGUUUUUUUUUAUUAUAUUUUGGGGAAAAAAGGGGAAAACGUGUCUUGUAUGUCUCGCUUUUCAAUGCUAAAUCUGAAUAAAUACAUUGAACACACACAAAAAAAAAAUGGGGGUGGGGGGUAUCUACUUCGCGAUUUUUCACUCAUGAUGGCAGGUUCUUGUCCCAUUAACCGCAAAAAUGAGGGAUCACUGUAUACUCAAUUAAUAGUAACAUUACUGUAUUUCGUAAAUUGAUUAACUGUAAAUGAUUUUCACCAAAUAUUCAAUUCUUGUAAUUUUUUUUUAUUGAUUUGGUUCAAUAAUUAUAAUUUCACUAUAAAUAAAAAUAUCAAAAUUAAUAAAAUGUAUAUUUAAUCUUUUAUUAACAUACAAAUGUAUUUUUGAUCAUUUGUUAAUCAUAACUAAUCAAGGGGGG
Corythoichthys intestinalis (scribbled pipefish) is the source of this 3347-nucleotide messenger RNA. It is a transcript of the gene glrbb, whose product is annotated as glycine receptor, beta b. Gene Ontology annotation, biological process: chloride transmembrane transport; synaptic transmission, glycinergic; regulation of membrane potential. Gene Ontology annotation, molecular function: glycine binding; transmembrane signaling receptor activity; extracellularly glycine-gated chloride channel activity. The record is from RefSeq and is a predicted model, not a curated record. Gene Ontology annotation, cellular component: synapse; postsynaptic membrane; neuron projection. Lineage: Eukaryota; Metazoa; Chordata; Actinopteri; Syngnathiformes; Syngnathidae. The transcript is spliced from 10 exons. The coding region runs from base 335 to 1834 and encodes 499 amino acids.